Molecule: messenger RNA, 9095 nt
Organism: Copidosoma floridanum
Lineage: Eukaryota; Metazoa; Arthropoda; Insecta; Hymenoptera; Encyrtidae
Gene: Ac13E
Product: Adenylyl cyclase 13E
Biological process (GO): adenylate cyclase-activating G protein-coupled receptor signaling pathway; cyclic nucleotide biosynthetic process; intracellular signal transduction
Cellular component (GO): plasma membrane
Molecular function (GO): adenylate cyclase activity
Source: RefSeq, a predicted model, not a curated record
UCGUCGUCGCAGAGAAAGCUAGUUGGGAGUUGGGGUCGUGGCGGCUGGAUGGCUGGACCGAGACGGGAGUCAACAAGUGAUGGUAGUACUACUUAUACACUUCAUCCUGGUCGACUCUGCUCAUAUUUAUUGAUGCUGAUACAAAGUUGGUAGUGCACUUGAUAGUGAUACAUUAUCAUUGUUGUAACAGAGAGAGCGAUGUGUGCAAGGAGGACUAAUCGAGAUAAAAAUAAAAGGAGGAAGCAGGAAAAAAAAUUAUUUGUAUAUAAAUACACACACGGCUAAGAGUCAAGUGUGAGCCGUGAGGGUCAGUGAGAGAGUGUGUAAAUAGCGUGUCGUGCCGCGUGCGGCGUGACUGCGUGAGUGUUUUGACCUGUUAAAGUGUUUGUGCUGGUGCGGGUACGAGAAAAAAAUACAGAAAUUGUUUGUCAGCGCGAGCGGUUUUUCUGUCGGUGAUGCCACUGUAGGAGCAGCUCCUCUUUUAAACAUGUGUUCUGAAAUUCAAGAAAAAUAUAUGAUACACCUAUACCAAAUUUGAGAGGAAGAGAGCAGCCCUGUUGCUCCAAAGACGCUAUUCAUCAUCAUCGUCAUGACAUAUAUGCGGACGACAGCUGAUCUCUCUGCCGUCUAAGGAGUAAGUGCUAGAUGAGCUUCUGUCAAUACAUCUUCUUCGUAAAUUGCCAAACAGAUGUAUAAAGUACCUGUAUCGAGAAGUGCUUAGAUCCACUGUUCCUCUAUCAGCAAUUAAUUAGUAUAGCAGCAGCAUUUAUUCGUCCUUGACCUUCAGCACAGCUUUGGUUUAUGAUGUCAAUACACCAAUAAUAACAACGACAAUAGUUAUAUUUUAUAGUCAAUCAGGCCUUCAAAACUCGAUGACUGUCAAGAUUAACCAAGACGCUCGGCUCUGCCGUCGUCGUCGUCCUCGUCAGCAGCAACUGCAACUUAACUGUGGUUUUUAUUGCUGCUGCUGCUUCAACAGCUCCAGCAGCGGUAUUGCUAAAAGACUGUUUAUCAGCAAAUUUUCGAAUCUCCAGAAAAAACAAGCAACAGCGACGAUUCAUUGGUCGUCCAGAGUGCAUCAUCGCUAGAGAGAUUCGCGAUAUGGCCAAGAGAGCACUUAGCAGCCGAAGAAACGACUCCUGUGACUGAUUUUCGUGUUCGGAGGAGCUGAUAUAUCGGCUCUUGGUUGAGGCAAGAUGACCCUACCGGUGGCUCGCAAACGCAACUCCUCCGUUAGCUUUACGCGGGGCAAGGAUGCCGAGAGUAACGAGGCUAUUGACGAGAUACACAUGUCUCUGGCACCGGCUUACAUACAGAACUAUCUCGCGCAUAGUGGACAGGGUCUGGGAUGCUGUGGUAUACGGCUACCUGUACCCUUUGAAAGAGCUGCACCUAGAUCCUGGUGGAAUCCCAAGUUCGACUCGGAAAUUCUUGAGGGCCAGUACAAGUGCAGUGCGUUUCCACAGAUUAGACUUAGGUUUAGAUACGCGCUCACUUACAUACUGUUAAUAUCAGUUUCAUGGCUGACUUACUUUAUUAUCCUUGGAAUUGAGAACAACAGCAAAUUUUGGCCACCUAUAGCAGUUAUGUUUACCACUGUGGGCUUGAUAGUCUCAGCGAUACUUUACCUAACUCACACAGAUAAAUACAGAACUUUUACUGUCGUGCCUAUAUCCGUGGGUGUUGCCUUGCUGCUUUGUUUUUUAUCAAUACUCCUGCUGGUCUUCGUGCCGCCUAACGAAGACGGCCUAACUUUGGUUGGCCACUUUGCGCUAUGCUCGGAAAUCCUGCUACUGAUAUACACGGUCUUGCCAAUGCCGCUGUACGCGUGCACGCUAAUAUGCACGCUGUACUCGUUCCUCUUCGAGUUCCUCACUGCCUACCUCUAUGGCUUGGCAACUGCCAGGCGCGAGCCCAUGUACCACGAGGUUGGAACAACGCCAGACACCAGCAGACUCCGAAGACUCGUCAACGAGACCUACUCGUUUGCCAGCCGAAUACCCAAAGUCCUACCAAUGCUCAUGUCCAGCUCGAACGAGACAGCUCCAAGCGAUCGCCUCUUGAAUGCCAGCGAGAGCCGUCACGCCGAGGACAUGGACUUUGCGACCACUUUAACCAUACGGAUCCUCAUGCAGCUCUGCAUACACGUAAUCGGCGUGCAUAUCCUAAUAAUGACGUUUGUGCGGAUGCGAGGGACCUUCAUGAAAGUCGGACAGUCGCUUCUUGUGCGCCGUCAGCUCGAGAUGGAGAAGCACCUCAAGGAGAAGAUGAUACACUCGGUGAUGCCACCCAAGCUCUCGGAUUGGCUGAUGGAAGAGAGCGAGCGGGAACGCGAGCGCGAGGACUCGCUGAAGAAGGGCUCGAUACCCUCCAACAACACCGACAUACGCUCGCUCUUUCGGCCCUUCAACAUGCACUCGAUGAACGACGUCAGUAUACUGUUCGCGGAUAUCGUGGGCUUUACCAAGAUGAGUAGUAAUAAGACGGCCGAGGAGCUCGUUGGGAUACUGAACGAUCUGUUCGAGAGGUUCGACGAGCUGUGCGAGCAACACGGCUGCGAAAAAAUAUCCACCCUGGGCGAUUGCUACUACUGCGUGAGCGGCUGCCCGGAGCCGAGACUCGAUCACGCCAAGUGUUGCGUCGAAAUGGGCCUUGCAAUGAUAGAGGCGAUCAAGCAAUUUGACGUCGAGCGUCGCGAGGGCGUCAACAUGCGCGUAGGCGUGCACACUGGCACCGUACUGUGCGGCAUCGUCGGGACGAAGCGGUUCAAGUUCGACGUGUGGUCGAACGAUGUCACCCUGGCGAACAAGCUCGAGAGCACCGGCAAGCCGGGCAGGGUUCACCUCAGCGAGAAAACACUGAGCUUCCUCGCCGACCAGUACCUCACAGAAGAGGGUGAACUUGUCAAUGGCAUAAAAACCUAUUUCGUGAGAACCCGAAGGGUGGACUUUAUGUCGCAGUUCAUGAACAGCGUGAACGCUCCUACGAGCAUAUCGCCGAUCAUGCACGGCCGUCAUCGCCUUUCCUCGUGCAGCAGCCAGCCAAAGCCUCGACCGCAUUAUUUGCACAUGGUGACCAACCCGAGCAGCUAUCGAAUGAAGGCCAACUCGUUGCCGAGUAUUUUAGACUCGGAGAACGACGUCGACAACGCAGACGAGGACGAUGACAAAGAAGUCACGAACAAGUCGCCCACCUCGACAGCGAGUUAUGGCAAAAAGAAAAGUCGCAGUAAGCCCUGGAAGUAUCUGAAACGUCAGAGGACCACCGAGGAGAUGUCACCGUUCGAUAUCGAGGACAGGCGGGCCACGAUUGUCGAGGCCAAGAAAGACCUCACCCCUGCUGUCUCAAAUUUAGACAACAGUAGCUUGCAUGUGAGAAUCUCUGCCGAUGCCACCGUAGAAAUGGAUCCCAAUCCAAUGCCUUCGAGUCCACUGCUUCCUGGACAAGACACAUUGAGCCACGCAUCUUCGAUAUGUAGCAGAAAAGAUUCCGGCAUUCGCAGUAAUAGUAGACGUAGCAGUAUUCAGCAACAGUUGUUCCUGAUGAAUGGAUUGGCUCAAGGUGAUCUCUUGGGACCGAGAGUGAGUGGGUAUUACACGUCGAGUUCAACGCUCAACUCCACUCACGAGCCAUCAUCCUCCGUUCCUCCGUAUCCAUUUCCACCCGCAGUGACUGACACGUUUGGUGCGUGCUUCCAUAAGCUUCGAAAGCAGUCCGAUUUACAAUUGAUUAGAUGUGUGCAAGAUAAUGUAACGUCACAGCGCUCGUACUUCGUUAAGCCACCGCUGUCGAGUGUUACACUUUUCUUCAAAAACAAGGAAAUGGAAAAAGAGUACCGAGAGAACGCUCACAAGGCCUCGGAGGGUAUAGGUGGUAACCCGCCGACCCUCGCCACAUCGCGCUUCAACACGUACUUUGAUAUCCUCGUGUCAGCCAUCGUCUUUACAGCCAUGGCUGUGUCGUUGUUCCUGCUCUGCGAGCCCACAGCUUAUUAUUUUAUUUCCUUCGGCCUCGCCAUUCUCGUGCAAAUUUGUGCGGUCAUGCUGUGCGUUCGCCAAAUAUUAAAUCCAGAUGCAAUGCAGGUCACUUUUGCCUACCGCAUCUUCAAAUUCUUCUCAAAGUGGUACCCGUGGCACGUUUGCGGAGCCAUCCUCGUCGGUCUGCCCAUUGUCUCCAUUCUAAUGAACUUCACCUGCAGUAGCUUUCGAUCGAGCCUCAGCCACUUUGAGUACUACUACAGUUAUCUCGUCAUAGUAAGUCUUGUGCACUUUUGCAACUUCACCCAGCUGAAUUGUUGGAUGAAGAAUCUGCUCGUUACCCUCGCUGGAAUCCUCUUUGUUUGCCUAGUCAUCAGUCAUGUUACCUAUCAUAACCAAGAGAGGAUUGUCACGCUACAGACAAACAUGUCCAAAGAAUUAAAUGUGAAAUUAGUUGGCAACGAUUCGUCAAAGAUUGACCUUCCACUGCUUUCCAUUCCACCAUUUGGCUCCAGUCUCCCAUCAGCCUCGAACAACUUUAGUAUGCACUUGAGAAACUUAAACUCUGCAGACGCUAAAUCAGUCAAGUUGAACAAGAGUCGCAAAUACAACGAGCGACUCUUCGAUUCUGAAAUCUACUUGGACUUUGCUCUACUUCUGUUGCUCGUAUGGUUUUUGAAUCGCGAGUUUGAGAUCAGUUACAGACUGAGUUUUCACGGGAAUUCAGUUGCCGCGCGCGAUAAGAGCCGCGUUCAAUCGAUGAAAAAUCAAGCCGACUGGCUACUCCACAACAUCAUACCCAAGUAUGUGGCUGACCAGCUCAAAACCACUGCCAAGUAUUCGCAGAACCACAAGGAGGUAGGAAUCAUUUUUGCCAGUAUUGUCAAUUUUAAUGAACUGUACGAUGAGUCGUAUCUCGGAGGGAAGGAAUAUCUGCGCGUGCUUAAUGAACUGAUUGGUGAUUUUGAUGAGUUGUUGGAAAAACCAGAGUUUUCCAACGUGGAGAAGAUCAAAACAAUCGGUAGUACCUUCAUGGCGGCGAGUGGCUUGAAUCCUGAGGUCCGACAGAAGAGUGAGCAUAAAUACACGCACCUCUACCAGUUACUCGAAUUCGCCAUUGCCAUGCAUAAAGUCAUUUCCGAUUUUAAUCAAGAUUUACUGGGCUUCCAGCUAAUUUUGCGCGUUGGCUUUAAUUACGGCGACGUGACUGCUGGCGUCAUAGGUGCCACCAAGCUUUACUACGACAUAUGGGGCGACGCCGUCAACAUAGCCUCGCGCAUGGACUCGACCGGCGUGGCCAGUGAGAUUCAAUUUGCCAGCAAUUGUCUCACGGUCAUCUCCGAGAGAUACAAUUCCGAACCCCGUGGCCAAGUUUACGUCAAGGGCAAGGACAACAUGAAUGUGUUUUUGCUAAGAGGUAAAAAGGAGCUGCAUCAGUGAGGUUUGCCUUCAUUUUUCUUUUUGAAUGCAGCGGAUUUUUUGAUUAUUUGAAUGUCCAUAACAAUGGCGUUAGUUUCAAAGCGGUCCCAAGUAGAUGAUGAAAGUUCAACGAAAAUUUACGAUGCAUUUACUGUUCAAUUAAGUUUAUUCAAUGGUUGCACUGUUUAAUGUCCAUGCUAAUUGGUGACUUUUGAAAAGGUUUUAAAAAUGUUUCUUGACGAAAACUCGCAACCACGGGUAUUAUUGACAGUAAUUAGAUAGAUAUCAUGAUAAGUUUGUACAACCAAUUGUUGGAUUUUCGAGCUUUUGUUUUGGACAUUGAAUUUAUAAUCCCCAAAGUCAUUAAGAUAAACAUAAAAAAUAUGGCCAAAAACUAUUUCUCGCUAUUAAAUAUAUAAUUCAGAGUACGAAACAUAAAAGAUAUUUUAUACGAACACUCGUUCGAUUGUGAUAUACGCACGCCUUACUAUUGCCCCAUUGACUGGAAAAGAUGCAAGGAAACGCUUGAACGAAACUAUUCAAUUUGAUAUAAAUUACCGUAUUUUUGUAAUUACAAGAAAUAUUGAAUGCCGUAAACAUAAAGAUGAUGGUAAUUACUGAACGCAGAUAAAAAAAAUAAAAAAAAUCCAGACGCUUAAAUUGUACGUUGCGUUUGCAUGUGUACAAUUAUCGUGACGACGAAUGUGUGGUAUUAUUAUUUUCAUGUGCUUAUAUUUUCGAGCGUCGCGUUCACGUAAGUGUCUUGAUGGUUAAAAUAAGUAUUUGCAUAGUGUAAUUUUGUAUGGGUCAUGUGUGGAAAGUCAUUACGCGAAAAAAAUCAAUUGUUUUUUAUUUUUAGGGUCAAUUGGCUUGUUAGGGACAAAUUUUAAAAUCCACGAGUCAUGUUCAUAGCUCAAUAAUAAAACAACACUCGGAAAAGCUCGAUCAUUGGGGUUCUGAGAGUUUUUAAUAGCAUUUUGUGUGUGUGUGUGUGUGUGUGUGUGUGAUUAGUUGACUCAGACUUGACUGGUUUUGAUGGUGCAAGCUUGUACAAAUUUCAAAUAGAAACAUAAAAAAUACGAAUCCGUGAAAUUUUCAUAAACAUGUCGUUUUACGCGAUUGUUACAUACAACGGCUUUGUGCCGAUUUUUUUUUCUUAAUAUUUGUACUACAGUGUAACAAAUUGGUUAUUUUUUAAGAAAAAAAAAAACACUACUUUUUUACAUGUGUAUAUUUCUAAAAGUUUACAGCUUAGAGAAAACAAUAACAUGUGAGAGCACGUAUUGUUGUUAAAGAGGACAAUUAUUUAAAAUUUGAAAAACUUAGUUUUUAUUCUUGCCCCGUAAGCUAUACGUGUGUGCAUCGUAUUUGUAUAAAACAAAAGUAUUGCUUUUCAAAUCUUACAGGAACUCGGAAAUAUUGUCUUCCGUGGCAUUGCUACCCUUACAUGCAGAGCGGGACAAAAAGUCUUUUUUUUCGAAUACACGAAUGUUACUGUGAAAUUUAUUUGAAAACACGUGUAUUGAAAUUUAUGUUAAAACACAUCACUAAUUGUCCGUCUCUGCUUGUAAUAUGUAUGUACAUGUAUAAACGUCUAGUAUUUUAUUUGUUAACUUGAGCUUUCGUGUCGAUUAACUAACACCUGAAUGAUUCAGACUGAAUCGCUGGUGUUUUUUUGUAAACCAUAACACAAUUAGAUUAUAGUACGAAAAAGUAGGAAUACGUAACAACUCGAAUUCGUAAUAAAUAGAGUCUAUAGCUAAGAAAUAUUAUUUAUACAUGCAUACAAAAAUAAUAUUUACAUGUGUAUUACAUAUGUAUGCUGCGACUCUUUGCGCAGUGAUUGUAAAUUUCUUGACGUGUGUGAAUCUCUCGUUAGGUAUUACGUUUGUAAUUUAAUGGUCGGUCCACAAUGUGGAUCGCACGCUGUACUAUGUUACUACAUGUACAUUGUUGUUGCAUUUUGAAAUGAUCACCUAAAUAUCUGUCUUUGACAAAAAGAUUUUGGGUUAUUCAAAAGUGUUUUUUCGCCAUCAAAUUGUACAUUUUUGUUGUUACUGGUGGUUAAAAGUAGGUUAUUUAAAUCAACUUUCAUUAUGAUUUAUUUUUAAAUAGCAUGUGCAGCGAAAGUAAAUACAAAUAGAUGAUUUUUAUGCGCAAAUCAAUUCAGCAUCUAUUUUCCUUUUUAGUAUUCUUAUUAAAAGAACGAAACCCUAUGAAAUCUUGUUAUUGCGAAUUUGUAACGUUUUAUUUGUGUUUUUUAUUUAAAUUUAUUUAGCUGUUACUGAUCGGUAAAUUUUACAUAUAUACAUAAGCCAAGUCGGAAAAUUCACCCGAUACAUAGGUAUGGUCGGUUAGGGUUGCUCGAGAAAUUUUCACCAGUAGAAAACCUUUCACUAAAAAUCAACCGAAUAAGACUGUCAAUUCACUGGUUUGUGUCUCGCCGGGGUAUUACAAUUUAUAAUAUAUAAACUUAGUAGAAUAAGCGUAUGAUUAAAAAUAAAAAUAGACGUGGUUUCUUAAGAAAUUGUUAAGAAAUGUUUUAAACUCUAGAAUGGGUGCUAAUUCUUUAACGGUUUAUUAAAAACGAAUAAUUGAAAAUUUAUGCAGUUCUGAGAAAAAUUUUUAAACGAAGGGUGUCGGGUAAUUUUUUCAUAGUGAAAACCAUCUUUUACUCAACAAAUAGAGAAAAUUUGUGGUUCUUGUUCUCUAUUUGAAGAGACAAUUUUGACAUUUUUAUUGGUGUCCCUUCAUUCCCUAGAACACGCCAUAAGAGCCCAAAAAUCAUAUUGAAAAAAAUUUUGUUAACAAUACGUUAUAAUCAUCCUCUUAGUAUGAGAUCACAUUUUUUGUCAAGCAUCGAUAGUCAUAGAAGAAAAAAAAAUAAAAAAAAGAGAAUACAAAAGACAGAUCUCCAACUGUUAGUGUUAUGUGUAUGUUCGUAAUGAAAUAUUAUUGUAUGUGUAAUGAAUGUUUCAAAAGUAAAUAAUCAGACGAAUAAACAAGAAAUGAGAUCAAAUUAGGGUGAGUAAAUAGAACAAAAAAAAUAAUAAUAAUAAUAAAUAUAGAAGUGUUUUAUGGAUUCGUAAAAAUCUGACCAGUUAGAAAAAUCGAAAGAAAAUUCUAUCGUUGCGAUUCAACAAGUGAAAAAUUAAUUUUAAUGAAAAUUGUGAAUGAAUUAAAUUAAUGCCGAAAAAAAAGGAAUACGCAUACAUGCAAUUGUUACGUACGUAUGUGUGUAUGUGUAAGCAAAAAGACGAAUCCGAUCGAUAGUUGUAAAACAUAUACAUCCUUUUAAUUAUGGUUAGAUUGUUACCGACGCAUUUAUAAUUAUAUUUAUCCCAUUUAGUAAUGUUACGUGAUGUUUUAUGAAAAUCAUGCCCAAUAAUAAUGAUUUCUUUUCGUUACUUUUACUAUGCAAAUGACUGUACUAUAUAUUAUUAUAUACAACAUGAAACGGGGUCAACUUUUGCGUAGAUGUGAUUGCAAAAUAAGUCAAUGUGCCUACUCUCGAUGUGCAGAUUUAGUGUACAAAAAGAACAAUAGAGUAUUUACAUUCUGUAAUUUAUGUAGAUUGAGUAAAUUUGUAUAAGACAUACUAAAAAAAUAUACGUUGUUAUAUUUGUUAUUUAAAAAUCGAAUUAACUGAUUAUAUUUCAUAAUGAAUAUAUUGUACAUAAAAAUAAAUUUACUUUCAAA